Planococcus citri (citrus mealybug) is the source of this 1689-nucleotide messenger RNA. RefSeq lists its product as uncharacterized. Lineage: Eukaryota; Metazoa; Arthropoda; Insecta; Hemiptera; Pseudococcidae. Bases 609 to 1241 code for a protein of 210 amino acids. The record is from RefSeq and is a predicted model, not a curated record. The transcript has 3 exons.
AAUAAAACUUCAAAAGCUCAGAACUUGUUUUGUUUCUCUAUUUCGUUUGAUAAAAAAUUUAUCAUUCAUUAUUUUGUGUGGUUUGAUGUUUGAUUCGAAGUUUUAAAAGUUGUACUUUGUACCAUAAGAUAGUGAAUUUUGUGUUUCAAGUUUUCAUCGAGUGUAACUGCUGUGAUCGUAUUCAGGUAAGAUCAUUGAAAUAAUUUCCUGUUAUUUUGUGAGAACUCAAUAUCCAAACUACAACUUACUCUACUUUUGGAGUUUUCAUCUCACCAAAAUUGAAGCUAUUCAGCAUUCGUCGCAUUCGAGAGAAGGAAAGGAGUUACUCAAUUGGCAAAUGAACUAAUCAACGCCUGGCGAUUUAUCAUCUGUGUUAGAUUAAAAUCUGCACCUUGAUUAUUUCGAAGGAACGAAAUGUUUCACUGUUACUACCAUACUCGAGUGAUCGUUCUAACGGAUGCUUUGCAUUGUUUCAAGUUCCAGCGUCAGUUCACCGAAUGAACUUUUACAAAGGAGUAGAAAGAUAUAAACUGUUAUAUCAACUAUUCUGAGCGUUUUGACGUUCUUCUCGAUCGUUAUCUAUCAAAGUUACGAAUAAUUGAUUAAUAAUGCUGAACCCUAUCAGGAAAUCUCGAAAAAAGAGUUCGUUCUUACAGAAGGCCUACGCUAGCCAUCGGCGUCUACCAGGCGGUAGAUAUUUCGUGCCUGAAAUUUCGUAUAAUAAGGAAGAAGUAGAUUUCGAAUACGUUAUAAACCGUUUCAAAGAAUAUCUGCAAAGUCCCGAAGUCAAUAUUAAGUACAGUGAUUACGCCCAACUGAGAACUACUCUGUAUGAUAAGGUUAAUGAUGUUCAACGUCUUGGAUUCGUUGCCCCCCAAGUAGAAUGGUUAAACGAUCCGUUUCCUUUCGCCAGCCCUAGCACGAGCACUAAUGAAGAAAUCGAUUGGAAAAACGAUUUGGUCGGUGAACCGAGAGAACGAUUUAUUCAAAAUACGGAUACCCUGCUUCGGUUUCUACUUCUACCUGCGAAGAGUUCGAGUACGAGUAGUACUUCGAACAGUUCGAACGUUCCUAUAAAGGAUAUCGUAUCGAAGAAACAACUACUUUUACUCGUAUAUCUUUGUUUUCAUAUUAGUGCCGAUAUUUACGUGUUUUGGUAUAAGCCAUCGAAGAGAAAAACGCGUCAACGAAAAAUUACCUCGUUGCCGCCGAUUUUCCCUAGUUCUUCGACGUCGAUGUGAGGUUCAUUUUGUUACUAUCUGAAUCUGAAACGUUUUAUUCUGCAUGUUUGGUUUGUUGGUUUUCGGUCAGGAGCCUAGAACGCGAUGGUAAACUGUAAUAAUACAUUAUAUUGUGUUAUAUUAUUGUAAAGUGGUGAUUUGGUAUUUUAGUGAAAUUAUUUUGAAUUGAAGUAUUGAAAGAUGGAAAUGAGUUCGUUUGUUUUGCUUUGAUUCGGACUCGGAGUAUUCAUCGUAUAUAAAAUGAUCACUAGAAUAUUGGAAAAUAUGAUAAUUGUGAAUGGGAUUAACUCAUACGCCCAUACGGUUUGAUGUGUGAGGUCCUAGUCUUUGGACGAAAUUGUUUAUUUUGUUACUUCUAUUGUAAGAUUUAGAAUUAUCAUGUUUGAAACAUUUUUCCUUAUUGGAUUGUCCUUGUACAUAUUGUACAUAUUAUAUGAUUUUUAUGUUA